AUGGACUGUAAAGGUCUAAUGACUGUUACUUUAUUAGAGAAAGAGAUUAAACGCUGGGAGAGAGCCGACCGAAGAGAUGAGUUCAGUAUAGACAUUAUUCUUUACCGCAUCAUAAACGUUACUCAUCAAAUUCCUUACGAAAUAACACUAACUGACAACAAAGAUGAUUAUUGGCAUUUGAUUCCUCGAAGGGGUCAUGGCGCUAUGUAUGGUGGUAUUCAUUCUCUUCAAAAAAGUGGCUAUUGGAAAGUUCUUUAUAUAGGUUGGACUGGCCAUAUUAUGAAACAACAACAACAACAACAACAGCAGCAGCAGCAGCAGCAGCAAAUACAACAACAUAAUAACAACAAUAACUCAUCAAUGACACUGGAACAUGUUGAUUAUAAUCAAUUAGGAAAAACUGAGAAGGAGGAAUUAGAGCAUAAAUUAAAGGAAUUGGAUUGCUUACCUUUAUUUGUAGAUAGUGAAAGUGUAUCUGGACAUUAUGAUGGCUAUUGCAAAACAAUGUUGUGGCCUUUAUUUCAUUACAUGAUUUGGAGCGAUGCUACAGAUGCUUAUGUAGCAGUUAAUCAACUAUAUGCGGAUUUUGUAUGUGAUAUAUACCGACCUGAAGAAAAUAAUGACAUUAUUUGGGUACAUGAUUAUCAUUUACUACUUACACCUUCAAUGAUUAGACAAAGAUACCCAAAAGCAAGGAUUGGCUUAUUUGUGCAUUCACCUUUUCCUACCUCAGAAAUUUUCAGAUGUUUACCAAGAAUUUUACAAGGAAUGAUUGGAGCAAAUUUGAUAGGAUUUCAGACUUAUGCUUAUGCUCGCCAUUUUAUCUCCACUUGUACACGUGUUUUAGGUUACGAGUCUACCCCUGAGGGGGUUCGUUGCGCAGAUGGUCAUUUUUGCCAUGUAGGUACUUUCCCUAUAGGUAUUGACCCGGAAGAAAUUGAAUCACGUUGCAAGGACCCUACUGUACGCGCUAAAUCAAAAGCUAUCAAAGAUAUGUAUGCUGGCAAAAAGAUUUUAGUAGGUCGAGAUAAAAUUGAUCUCGUUAAAGGCGUAUUACAGAAACUAGCUGCCUUUGAAAAACUUUUAAUUGAUUUUCCUGAAUGGAGAAAUAAGGUGGUCAUGAUUCAAUUGACAGAUGAUACUACUACCGUAUCAAAUGAGACAAAUAAAAGAGUGGAGCAUAAUAAAGUAUCAGAGAUGGUGGCUCAUAUCAAUGGUUGUUAUGGAUCACUUGAAUACAUUCCAGUCUAUCAUUAUCAUCAUCGUAUUCAUACAGACGAAUAUUACGCAUUAUUAUCUACAGCAGAUGUUGCUGUUGUGACAGCAAAUCGGGAUGGGAUGAACACAACAAGUUUAGAGUACGUAGUGUGUCAACAAGAUCAGCAUGGACCAUUGAUUUUGUCAGAAUUAACAGGUACAGCAGGAUCGUUGAGUUCGGCAUUUAUGGUAAAUCCAUGGGAUUAUGCAGGAGUAGCUAAAGCCAUGAAUGAAGCUCUUCUUAUCUCCGAUGAAGAAAAGCAAUCAAGACAUGUGCAAAUGUUGAGUCAUGUCAAGACACAUACGUCGUCCUUUUGGGCACAGUCAUUUGUCAAUGUCCUUGAAGAAUCAAUAGCUGCUUCAGAACAAUCCAGUUAUACCCCACUUUUAGAAACUAAUUUACUAUUAAAACACUACAAGUCAUCCAAAAAACGUCUUUUAUGUUUUGAUUAUGACGGUACCUUAUCUGACGUACGUACAACACCAGGAUCUCGAGCACCUACACCAGAGAUGUUAAAUGCUCUUCAACAAUUAUGUAAUGAUGCACAAAAUGAGGUUUGGGUUAUCUCUGGAAGAGAUGAAGCAACCCUGGAUAAAUGGUUAGGACAGGUAAAGGGACUUGGUCUUAGUGCUGAACAUGGAUGCUUUGUGAAAUACCCUAGUACGACAGAGUUCAAUCAUCGAUGGAUUAACCUGAUGGAACAUUUUGAUAUGAGUUGGAAAAAUGAUGUGAUUGAGAUCUUUACUUAUUAUGCUGAACGUACAACGGGGAGUUUCAUUGAGCAUAAACGAUGCUCUGUCACCUGGCAUUAUCGAUUGGCUGACCCUGAAUAUGGCGCCUUUCAAUCUAAAGAAUGUCAAAAUCAUUUAGAAAAUGCGAUACUUUCCAAGAUGCCAGUCGAAGUCCUUGUGGGUAAAAAGAAUUUAGAAGUUCGACCCAAGGCAACGAAUAAGGGUGAAAUUAUUAAGCGUUUAUUAUCUGCCAAUAAGGAGAUUGAUUUUAUUAUGUGUUGUGGUGAUGAUAAAACGGAUGAAGAUAUGUUUAAAGUUUUAAAGAAAGUAGGUAAUAAACAAGAAGACUUACCUAUCUUCUCUAUUGUCGUAGGUGUUGAAGAUAAAAAGACGAUGGCGACCUGGCGAUUACCAACCGUACAAGAUGUUCUUCAUACCUUUAAUGCAUUGUCAAUAUAA
Cokeromyces recurvatus is the source of this 2448-nucleotide messenger RNA. RefSeq names its product glycosyltransferase family 20-domain-containing protein. Gene Ontology annotation, molecular function: catalytic activity. Gene Ontology annotation, cellular component: cytosol; alpha,alpha-trehalose-phosphate synthase complex (UDP-forming). The transcript is spliced from 8 exons. Lineage: Eukaryota; Fungi; Mucoromycota; Mucoromycetes; Mucorales; Mucoraceae. Gene Ontology annotation, biological process: trehalose biosynthetic process. The coding region runs from base 1 to 2448 and encodes 815 amino acids. The record is from RefSeq and is a predicted model, not a curated record.